Messenger RNA from Metarhizium brunneum ARSEF 3297, 1038 nucleotides. It is a transcript of the gene ypt4, whose product is annotated as GTP-binding protein ypt4. NCBI's taxonomy places the organism in Eukaryota, Fungi, Ascomycota, Sordariomycetes, Hypocreales, Clavicipitaceae. Gene Ontology annotation, biological process: vesicle-mediated transport; regulation of endocytosis. The record is from RefSeq and is a predicted model, not a curated record. Gene Ontology annotation, molecular function: GTP binding; GTPase activity. Gene Ontology annotation, cellular component: recycling endosome; plasma membrane.
AUGGCGAGGCCACGAGGUUCCUCUGGUGCCAGUGACGAGAGCACGGGUACGUCCCACGAUCAGGAGCUAGGGAGCAUGUAUGAUUAUCUAGCCAAGAUUAUACUUCUUGGACCCAGUGGCACGGGAAAAUCCUGCCUAUUGCAUCGCUUCGUCAAAAACGAGUGGCGCGUUUUGUCGUCACAAACAAUCGGUGUCGAGUUCGCGAGCAAGAUUAUCAAGGUCGGAACGGGAGCGCGGAGGAAGCGAAUCAAGCUCCAACUAUGGGAUACUGCCGGCACGGAAAGGUUUCGAUCGGUUUCAAGAUCAUAUUACCGCGGAGCGGCUGGUGCCAUCUUGGUCUAUGACAUUACAUCACAUGCAUCCUUCCGGGGUAUUCAACCAUUUCUCAACGAUGCGCGGGCGCUUGCAUCACCAAAUUUGAGUCUGAUGCUUGUUGGGAACAAACUUGACCUUACUUCUGAGUCGUUGAUCGAUACAAGCUUGCCACCGCCAACACCCAGCAGUGUUGGUUCGACCUCUACAAUAACGGCCGGUGGUGCGAGUUCACUCUCAAUAUCUACCACGAGCACAACCGGAACAAUCACGGGAAGGGACUACGGCGGCUCCAUCGGCGCUGGUACGCAGCAACGAGCAACGAUUGCGCCUGACGGACGAGAAAUCAGCACCUCGGAAGCAACCCGAUGGGCGAGCACUGCUGGGAUCCCUGUAGUCACAGAGGUCAGUGCGUUGAAUGGAGAGGGCGUAGAAGAAGUGUUUGCCCGCCUCGCGCGAAUGAUAUUAACCAAGAUCGAGCUGGGGGACAUCGACCCCGACGAUCCCAUGAGCGGCAUACAAUACGGCGAUGGUGGUGGCUGGAACACGGCCAGUGACGGCGGCAGUAUUAAGAGCUCCAUGACCGGUGCCACAAUCGACGACAACAUAAGCGGCCUACGACGUCGCAAGCGGGGGAGGAACAGGAAUCAGAACUGGGGGUUAAGGGAGUGGGAGGAAGUGUUUACGCUAAGCAGUCGUAAUCGAAGAGGUGGAGGAUGCUGCUGA